CAAACGGUCAUAUCUUUUAUGACAUCAGAUUGCAUUUUGCGAAAAGAUUUUGCUUGGCAAAAAAAAACAAUUAUUUCGUCGCUCAAGGAUUUAGGACAUCGCCGUCGACGUGCCCACUGUAAUGGCCGAUCCCAAGUUCCAAAACCUUCCCGGAAUUGCUUAUGACCAGCCGGAUGUCUAUGAAACACCCGAUGAUGUAGAGCCCGAUACAUCCGACUAUUAUGAGGAGGAACCCGAGAACGAGGCCAUCGAGCGGCUGCACAUCUCGCCAAGCGCCGCCCAUCAGCGCUUCAGCGGGGCCAGUCUCGAAGGCAGUGUUGAUUUCACGGAUCGCAUCGGACGCCGCGUAUGCCGGGGAUACGAUGCUCGCGGCUCGGGUGAUUACGAACUCGUGGGCCUGGGUGAGAAGGAGACGCCCGUGCAGAAGUGCCAGCGCCUGCAGAUCGAAAUGAAUGAGCUGCUGAACGAGGUGGCCGCCCUCCAGGUUGACCGCAAAAUUGCCGACGAGGAGAAGCAAUCCUACGACGCCGUAGCCACAGUCAUCACCACGGCCAAGAAGGUGCUGGAUACCCUCAAGUUGGAGCAGGUUCUAGGCAAAGAGCAGGUGCCCAACAGCAAGCAGGUGAAGGCCCUCAUCAGCCAGGUGGAGGAGUUUAAGCAAUCCGGCGUGCUCACGGCCAUCCCUACGCCCGGAACUGACUUAGCGGCCACAGCCCGCGUGGCCAGCCUGGAGCAACGACUCUCGCAGCUGGAGAAGGUGGUGGGAGCCCAGCCCGAAAAGCUGAGCCGCCUUACUGCCGCCACCAAUACCAAUAAUGUACUAGAGGCUGUCCGGCAACUGAGCACCAAGGCUGCGCUGCUGCAGCCAGACAAGCUGGACACCAUCGAACAGCGCCUGACAUCGCUAGCCGGUAAGAUGGAUGCCAUCGCCGAGAAGUCCAGUGGAAGUGCUCAGGACGCCAAGCGGGACCAGAAGAUAACGGAGCUCUACGACAUCGCCAAGCGCACAGAGCCGGUGGUGGAAAUAUUACCGCACGUUAUUGAGCGCAUGCAGGCCCUUGAGGCUCUCCAUAAAUAUGCAAACAACUUUGCCAAGAUCAUAGCCGAGAUUGAGCAAAAACAGGGAACUAUAACCACCAGCCUGGUCAACAACAAGGAACUGCUGCAUUCCGUACAGGAGACAUUUGCCCAGAACCUGGAAACCAUCAAUAGCAAGGUGGCUAAAGUGGAGCAGCGCGUCACAGCCAUUUCCUCAGCUAAAUAAUUGCAGACAGUCGUAUUAUAUAUAGAUAUUAUUUAUGGAAAAAUAUAAUAAAGGGAACCACAUUUGAUUCUUUUUUGAUAAAGGAAA
Messenger RNA from Drosophila serrata, 1351 nucleotides. It is a transcript of the gene DCTN2-p50, whose product is annotated as dynactin subunit 2. Gene Ontology annotation, cellular component: dynactin complex. The record is from RefSeq and is a predicted model, not a curated record. NCBI's taxonomy places the organism in Eukaryota, Metazoa, Arthropoda, Insecta, Diptera, Drosophilidae. Gene Ontology annotation, biological process: microtubule-based process.